Xenopus tropicalis (tropical clawed frog) is the source of this 782-nucleotide messenger RNA. It is a transcript of the gene clec4d, whose product is annotated as hepatic lectin-like. The record is from RefSeq and is a predicted model, not a curated record. The coding region runs from base 90 to 617 and encodes 175 amino acids. NCBI's taxonomy places the organism in Eukaryota, Metazoa, Chordata, Amphibia, Anura, Pipidae. Gene Ontology annotation, molecular function: carbohydrate binding. The transcript has 7 exons.
UUGCAGAUGAGCACAAAGCAGACUUUCUAAAAGAAAUCAGAACUAUAGAACAGACACUGGACGAGCAGAGAAACAACUUUCUAACACAAAUGAACAGCACAAAACAGUCACUGGAAUCCCAAAUAUCACAAGCUGUGAGCCGCAUUAGGCAGGACAUCUUACAGGCAAUAAGGAAAAAUGAGCAGAGAGCCAGCUUUCAAACACAAAUCACAAGCAUAAAACAGCCACUGGAGAGACCCCAGUGUGAUUCUGACUGGAAAGGAUUUGAUGGAAACUGUUAUUAUAUUGUUACCACUAAGAAGGCCUGGACAGAUGCCCGGGCCGCUUGUAAAUUAAAGAACAGCGACCUGGUUAUUAUUAACAGUGAGAGGGAACAGAACUUCCUUUCAAGUAUUACUGACAUGUCAGAUUUCUGGAUCGGCCUCAAAGGGAAUACGGAUAAGAAUGAAUGGAGAUGGGUGGAUGGAACAAUCCACAAGCUAUCAGAGGGAUUCUGGUUGAAGGGGGAGCCAAAUAAUUCAGGGGGACAAGAAGACUGUGUUCAUAUGCGGGUACAAAAAAAGUGGAAUGAUAUUGUUUGCAGCAACCAGUAUAAAGCGAUUUGCGAGAAAAACUGACAUGCUGUGCAUAGAUUUGGAGGUGCGGAUAUCAGUUUUAUGAGCCUUAUUAGAAUACCAAUGGCCAGAAAUAAUAUAAAGACAAAUGAAAAUCAUCUAAAGAUAAGUACAGGUAUGGGAUCCCUUAUCCAGAAACCCGUUAUCCAGAAAGCUCCGAAUUACGGA